UUAGGCUUUAAUCUUACGAAGUGGAAAUCCUCGUUCUCACGGAAAGCAUGAUAUAGGAGCAACAUUUGUGCUAAGUGCAAACCACGCCAGAAUUUCAUUAUUUCCAUUAACACCCGAUUCUGCUUAAAUUGGCACACCACCAAUUUUCGUGGGAACCCGAACCAAUAAAACAAAAAAAGAGUCCAAUUUUGUGAAAAUUAUUACCAUUCAUUCUUAUUCAUCAACGUCCCCCCUUCUGUGCCCACUUCCAAAUCUUCUCCUCUCGCUAUGGGUUGUGGCUCCUCCCUUCCAGAUAGGGAUUCAAGGCAGUUGGGUCGACCCAAUUCCGAGAAUGGUGGAGGGCAGGACGCCAAGAAUCUAAGGGUCAAGCUUGUUCUCUUAGGUGAUUCUGGUGUUGGCAAAAGCUGUAUUGUUCUACGAUUUGUUCGUGGUCAGUUUGAUCCAACAUCUAAGGUAACUGUUGGAGCUUCUUUUUUGUCACAAACAAUAGCUCUGCAAGACUCUACAACAGUCAAGUUUGAAAUAUGGGAUACUGCUGGUCAAGAGAGGUACGCUGCGUUAGCACCACUCUAUUACCGUGGUGCAGCAGUUGCAGUUAUUGUUUAUGAUAUAACAAGCCCAGAAUCUUUCAGCAAAGCACAGUACUGGGUUAAGGAGCUACAAAAACAUGGAAGCCCUGAUAUAGUGAUGGCACUGGUCGGUAAUAAAGCUGAUCUUCUCGAGAAGCGGGAAGUUGCUGUCCAGGAUGGCACUGACUAUGCAGAGAAGAAUGAUAUGUUUUUCAUAGAGACAUCUGCAAAGACAGCAGAUAAUAUAAAUGAACUGUUUGAGGACAUUGUUGACUAUGCUACUAGCAAACUUCCCCAUGAUGUUCUUGCUGCCUGAAGAUAGUUGUAGCAAACUCAUAUAGACCUAUUGGAGGGGCUAAAGAUGAUCUUGGAAUAGGAACAAAAAUCCAAGAUUGCAUCUUUUCUAACAAAGGUAAGAGAAACCGAAAUGGCCAGGGCUACAUUUUAAGGUUAUGCAAGAUUGCUACUUCUAGAGAAGUUCAUCAAGCAUGCUGGAAAGCAGCAGCUGCUAGGAAAUUGCCAAAAGAUUGCCUCGCCCAUCAGUUAGUUGAUGUAGCCAGAUAGCAGAUCAGGAAGGGAUCUGCAUUAGCUUUGGAUCCUUCAAAACUAUAUAGUGUAUGGAUUGUGUUUUAUGUAAAUUGUGAUUAGAUAUUUAUGUGGUCUUUUUUUAUCAACCUGUAAUAAUAAUAUCAUGUAGACCAUGUCACAUAGAUGAUACAUAUUAGGCUAUGCUUUGUGAGACCCACAAAUACGAGUCGUGUCUGUUAUGAUUUCAUAACCCUUGACUUGUCUCUUAUUGAUUGGUAUGCCUAAUUAAGGCUAUAAUAUCAAUGAUGCCAAGUGAGACACCCAUGCAUUUGAAUUUGGUUGUUGUAGACCAUGCUUUGUGAGACCCACUAAUCAACGCUAAAUUGAACAUAUUUGGAUGUUGGUGAUUGUAUAAAAUUUACAUUGCGUCUUAGGCGGACU
Molecule: messenger RNA, 1538 nt
Organism: Glycine soja
Lineage: Eukaryota; Viridiplantae; Streptophyta; Magnoliopsida; Fabales; Fabaceae
Product: ras-related protein RABF1-like
Exons: 10
Coding region: 268-885 (205 amino acids)
Molecular function (GO): GTP binding; GTPase activity
Source: RefSeq, a predicted model, not a curated record